GUGAACGAUUCAACACUUGGCUUGUCCUUGCUGUCAAUUUUGUUUCACUUGUAUCAAAUUGAUCCCAACAGUCCUCAGUGCGAGAGCACAUGGAUCCUGGUAGAGAGACUCACCCAGCAGGCUGUAGAAGGAGUGGUGAAAGCUGACAAACUUCUGGAGGAGGCCAAGGCUCAGAGAAGACUAGUGGAUGUAUCGGUGCAGACUCAGGUAUUUACACUUUCUGGUUAUUCUUUGUGCUUUCUGAAUU
Molecule: messenger RNA, 247 nt
Organism: Candidula unifasciata
Lineage: Eukaryota; Metazoa; Mollusca; Gastropoda; Stylommatophora; Geomitridae
Source: the annotation of a GenBank genome assembly